AUUUUUUUUUUCCUUUCAGUUUGUAAUUGUUGGAUUUUUUUAGUACAAGAAAAAACUUUGAACCCCGGUAUAUAGCUACGGUUUAUUUUUCUUCUCGCAUUUUAAUUGAAAAAGCAUGGAUCGCCGGAAAAAAGUGAGCAAGGAAACAACGCCGGCUGCGUCGAAACCCUCAGUGGUGGAAGCCUCGCCGUCAAUCUCAUUUUCAGAGGCCUUUACAGUAAACUUGCUAUGCGGACUUGGUUUGGCUUUAGCUUUCUUUGUAUCUAACAACAUCUACUCCAUCGAUCUCGUUACCGAUCCAUCUCUCACUCUCUUCCUCAUUUCGAUUAUACAGCUUCCGAUCGUGAUCCUUCUCUACAGUCGCUAUCGACUAAAUCGCAAAAAAUGUUCGUAUCUACGAGCUGUUGGAAGAGGCAUUAUAGGAGUGCCAGUAGGGGCACUACUAAAUUCUUUAGGAGCUAUUGCUUUGGGGGCACCUGUUACCUUUCAGUACCUGCCCAAGACACUAUAUUGGUCUCUUAUGAUGUCAUUAUUCACAACAGUUCCAGCAUCAUGUGUUCUUGGUUCAUCAUGGGCUGACUGGAAACGUAUAUUUGCACACACAAAGCCGAAUGGAUCUGUUGAGUACCUGAUUUGUUUACAAGCACAUGGAGCAGUUAUUGGGGGAUGGUUUGGGGCUUGGCCAAUGCCACUUGACUGGGAGAGGCCCUGGCAGGAAUGGCCUAUUUCUGUAAGCUAUGGAACAUUAGCUGGUUACCUGGUGGCAUUGGUUGCAUCAUUAGGCUUUGUUCUUGCUCAUCCUAGGUUGCAACAUGUCAAAAAUGAAUGAAGCCCAAAUGUCUGAUUCUGGUGAUUGGGUCAAAUACGGGGAGUGUAACUAUUACAAGUGAGUAAAAAGAAGACUAACAUCAUCGGGCACAUAAUUUACAAGGAAAAAGAAUCAUCGAUCUGUCAUGAGUUUAAGCGCAACUGCAACCUACAAGAGAAGAAUAAGAUACUUCGUCCGACUUGAAGACCACUUUAGGGAAAUCAUUUAGUUAGGGGAAGGUACUAAACCAUUUUAGCAAAAAAUUUAACUUGUUUAUCUUGGAUAUAUCAUGUAAAGACGAUAAUAGCAGCUCUUGUGAUAUGAAUUUAGUUUUUUUUAUUUAGAUAAUGUAAUGGAGAUAAUAACAGCUCUUGUAGUAUGAAGUUUGUUUUGUUUGAUUUCAACAUUUAAUGCU
Messenger RNA from Trifolium pratense (red clover), 1223 nucleotides. RefSeq names its product phosphatidylinositol-glycan biosynthesis class F protein. The transcript is spliced from 9 exons. The coding region runs from base 116 to 829 and encodes 237 amino acids. Gene Ontology annotation, cellular component: endoplasmic reticulum membrane. The record is from RefSeq and is a predicted model, not a curated record. NCBI's taxonomy places the organism in Eukaryota, Viridiplantae, Streptophyta, Magnoliopsida, Fabales, Fabaceae. Gene Ontology annotation, biological process: GPI anchor biosynthetic process.